This is a messenger RNA of Phascolarctos cinereus (koala), 1648 nucleotides long. It is a transcript of the gene WDR88, whose product is annotated as WD repeat domain 88. Gene Ontology annotation, molecular function: protein binding. NCBI's taxonomy places the organism in Eukaryota, Metazoa, Chordata, Mammalia, Diprotodontia, Phascolarctidae. The record is from RefSeq and is a predicted model, not a curated record.
AUGGAGUGGAAAAGCUUUACGGCAGAUUUACGGACCAACAGGCUCAUCCGAACCUCGAGGCCCAGCGACCCCUUGGCUCUAUGGGAUCCCAAUGAGCAAACAGCCGAGCCUGCGAAGCCGGAGGAGCCGCGAUGGGGCGACCAUGAGCGGCAGUCCAAGAUCCCCUUUAAAAUCCUGAGAGGACAUAAUCAUGUCGUGAGCUCCUGCCAUUUCUGUUUUGAGGACACUAGGAUUCUCUCUGGUUCCUACGACAAAACUGUGAAAAUUUGGGAUGCUGCCACAGGAGUUAAUAUUCAUGAUUUUGAAAACAGUCAUACAGCUCCUAUUUCAGAAUGCAGUCUGACAGCAGAUAGCAAAAGAGUUGUUACAUCAUCCUAUGAUAAAACAAUAAAGGCUUGGGAUAUGGAAAGAGGACAAGUUCUGUGGUCUUUCAACCAUGAAAGCAUUAUACUUUCAUGUAAAAUUUCUUAUGAUGGUAGAUAUGUGGUCUGUGGUUUGGAUGUAGAAAAUGCAAUCUGUGUCAUUGAUGCAAAUAACGGGAAAAUCAUCACAUUUGUCAGAGCUCACCAUAGUAGACCAGUAACCAGCUGUUGUUUUAAUCCUGACAACCUGCGGGUGGCUUCAGGAUCGUCUGAUCAUAAUGUGAAGAUUUGGGAUGUGUCCGCUCAAGCCACACUUCUAACAAUUCAUGAAGCACAUUCCAAUGUUAUUGCGGAUUGCUGUUUUACCUUCAGUGGCCAUUUCUUGUGUACAGCUGCUUGGGACAAAACCUUAAAAAUCUGGGAUGUAAAUGCUGGAGGGUUUCGAAGUGAGGGAGCCUGUGUAACUCUGAUGGAAGGUCAUGAAGGUUCUGUCAGUUCCUGUCUUUUUACCAGAGAUGCCUCACUUAUUGUAUCUGGAGCAUAUGACAAAAUGGUAACAGUCUGGGAUGUGGCCGGAGGAUAUAAAAAGUGUACAUUAAAGGGACACGAAGACUGGGUGAUGGAUGUUGCAAUUAGCAACAACAGAAAAUGGGUUAUUUCUGCUUCAAAGGACACUACUAUAAGACUGUGGAAUAUUGAAAAGGCUGGUCAAAUUCCUCUGUUAAUAGAAUACAAAAGACUCCAUGGUUUGCAAGUAAUUCAGUGUGAAAAAUGUGAAAAGGCUUUCUCACUCCUACAAUUUGAUGAGGAAUUUGAAUUGGUAUCCAAAUGUCUAUCCUGUCGAUUGGCUUCUCCUUCAAGACAUGCUUUGCCAGCACCACCUGCAGGUGAUGAAGAUGAGAAAGAUGUCCCAAAGAAAUUGAAGAUGUGAAGUCUUUGUCUGUACCUUUCUGGGGUAUGCAUGUGGUUGGUAACCUUCCACAUGAGUCCUGCAUGAAGGAGCAGUACGUGCCAGUCUUGGGUGGGGGAUGACAGAACAGAACAGAACAAUGGUGGCCCUAUUCUGGAAUAAAUAGUUUAUUUAAGUAAACAGAUAUGACAACUAGAUUUCUUUGAGGGAAAAAUUGAAUAUGAACUCUGAAAAUGUUACUACACUUUGAUUAAGUACAUUGUAGCUGUCGUGGGUGAAAGAUGAAAUAACUGAGGAAACAAAGGUUCCAGAUUCUGAGCCUAUCAAUUCAUUAAGCAAUGCAUGCCAAUCGCGUAACAAAUUGGGACCAGGCCUC